CUCCGCACCUGCCGGUCCUGUGUCCUGGAGCGGGCGCCCCUGAUUCUGCCGGGGCCAGGGAAGGCCAUGGUUUUCCUACCCCGGCCCCCUGCGACCAACUUGGUGCGGUUAUUUAUCCUGGGGCUAAGUACCCUCGCAUUUCCCUCCUGGGCCCAGCUGCAGCUGCACGUGCCUCCUGGCCUCACCAAGUUGCAGGUGGUGGAGGGAGCCGAUGUGGUGCUCCCCACGUGGUACACCCUGCAACUGGAGGAGCCCUCCUCCCAGCCCUGGGAAGUGCUCUCUGCGAUUUGGUACUUGCAACAGAAAGGGAAGGACCAGGAACAGCAGGUGUUGGCGUACAUCCGUGGGGCCACCAUAAGCAAGCCUGGAGUAUCCCUGGUCUACUCCAUGCCCUCCCAGAACGUGUCCCUGAAGCUGCAGGGCCUCCGAGAGAAAGACUCCGGGUCCUACUACUGUUCUGUGAAUGUGCAAGACAGUCAAGGCAAAGUCGGGGACCACCGCACCAGCCGAACGUUAGAACUCAAUGUGCUCGUUCCUCCUGCUCCUCCAUCUUGCCGUGUCCUGGGUGUGCCCCGUGUGGGGACCAAUGUGACCCUGAGCUGCCGGUCCCCUAGGAGUAAGCCUGAUGCCCAGUACCAGUGGGAACGGCCACCCCCAUCACCCCAAGUUUUCUUUCCACCAGUUUUAGAUGCCUUCCGGGGGUCUUUAAACCUCACAAACCUUUCCACAUCCAUGUCUGGAGUCUAUGUGUGCAAGGCCCACAAUGAUGUGGGGAGUGCCCGGUGCAAUGUGACCCUGGAAGUGAGCACAGGGCCUGGCUCUGGAGUGGUUGCUGGAGCAGUUGUGGGCACCCUGCUUGGCUUGGGGCUGCUGGUUGGGCUGGUCCUUUUGUACCAACGCCGCCGCCAGGGCAAGGCCCUAGAAGAACGGGCUAAUGAUAUCAAGGAGGAUGCAGUUGCUCCCCGGACCCUGCCCUGGUCCAAGGGCUCAGAUACCAUCUCCAAGAAUGGGACCCUUUCUUCUGUUACCUCGGCCCGAGCCCUCCGGCCACCCCAAGGCCCUCCCAGGCCUGGUGCAUUGACCCCCACAGCCAGCCUCUCCAGUCAGGUCCUACCUUCACCAGCGCUAAGCAGGACAGAUGAGGCCCACCCUCGACCAAUAUCCCCCAAUCCUGGGGGGGUUUCUUCCUCUGCUCUGGGCCGCAUGGGAGGUGUCCCAGUGAUGGUGCCCGCCCAGAGUCAGGCUGGGUCUCUGGUAUGACAGUUGAGUCACUGCUGGCUCUGUCAUCUGGUUUCCCUUCUCCCUCUAGGGGUCACCCCUAGCACAGAGGCCGAAGUCUUGGGAGGAUGGCCACCUCCAGACUUUGCUCUUCUGCCCUCAUUGUCCUUUACUAUGUGAAAAAUGAGUCUCAGCUAAGACCCACAUUUUCAGGAGGUAGAAAGAGAAGAGGAAGUGGACCUGGAAUGAAGAAGUCUUCCCCUCCACCCUUCCCUUUCCCUAAUCCUCCUAAGGCUGUGGCAAAUGCAGCUGAGGUUGGGUCCUCCUAGGACCCUGGUGGGCACUGUCAGGCCGUGUGUCCCCCAGGCCCUGCCAUCUGUACCCUCUCCCCUACCUAACACUACCUUUCAUCCCACUCCAGCUCCCCACAUGAAUGUAACCUGUCCUGCUGGCUUGGUUGGGUUUUGUUGGGGUAAGGGAGAUACUUUUUAAACUAACUUGA
This is a messenger RNA of Condylura cristata (star-nosed mole), 1720 nucleotides long. RefSeq names its product endothelial cell adhesion molecule (gene ESAM). Lineage: Eukaryota; Metazoa; Chordata; Mammalia; Eulipotyphla; Talpidae. The transcript has 7 exons. The coding region runs from base 67 to 1260 and encodes 397 amino acids. Gene Ontology annotation, cellular component: adherens junction; plasma membrane. Gene Ontology annotation, biological process: homophilic cell-cell adhesion. Gene Ontology annotation, molecular function: cell-cell adhesion mediator activity. The record is from RefSeq and is a predicted model, not a curated record.